This is a messenger RNA of Leucoraja erinaceus (little skate), 6019 nucleotides long. RefSeq names its product myosin-4-like. Lineage: Eukaryota; Metazoa; Chordata; Chondrichthyes; Rajiformes; Rajidae. Gene Ontology annotation, cellular component: myosin complex. The record is from RefSeq and is a predicted model, not a curated record. Bases 80 to 5893 code for a protein of 1937 amino acids. Gene Ontology annotation, molecular function: actin filament binding; cytoskeletal motor activity; ATP binding. The transcript has 41 exons.
CCUCCAGUGAGCGGGCGGCAAGCUUCUGGCAACUUUUCACUGCUUCCAGUUACUUGAACGAAACAAGUAAGUUGUAACCAUGAGUUCGGACGCGGAAAUGGCUAUUUUCGGCGAGGCCGCAAUAUUCCUGCGAAAACCGGAAAAAGAAAGAAUUGAAGCCCAAAAUCGACCCUUCGAUGCUAAAACGGCGUGUUUCUGCGUCGACGUGAAGCACGAGUUCACUAAAGGCACCAUUAAGAGCAAAGAACCCGGCAAAGUGGUUGUUGAAACACAAGAGAAACAGACUGUGACUCUUAAAGAGGACCAAGUCUUCCCAAUGAAUCCUCCAAAAUUCGAUAAAAUCGAGGACAUGGCUAUGAUGACUCAUCUGAGUGAGCCGGCGGUGCUGUUUAACCUCAAAGAGCGUUAUGCAGCCUGGAUGAUCUAUACCUACUCUGGGUUGUUCUGUGUCACCGUGAACCCCUACAAGUGGUUGCCCGUGUACAACACGGAAGUCGUGGCUGGAUACAGGGGAAAGAAGCGUCAGGAAACUCCACCCCACAUCUUCUCCAUCUCCGACAGCGCUUAUCAGUUCAUGGCAACCGACCGUGAAAACCAGUCCAUUCUCAUCACCGGAGAAUCCGGUGCCGGGAAGACGGUGAACACCAAACGGGUCAUCCAGUACUUUGCAUCAAUUGCAGCCGCUGGUGAGACGAAGAAGAAGGAACACAACGCCAGUUCGCUCAAGGGAACUCUGGAGGAUCAAAUUAUCCAGGCAAACCCUCUACUGGAAGCUUUUGGUAAUGCCAAGACUGUGAGAAAUGACAACUCGUCUCGCUUUGGUAAAUUCAUUCGGAUUCACUUUGGAACUACAGGGAAACUGUCCUCCGCUGAUAUUGAAACAUAUCUCUUGGAGAAGUCCAGGGUGACAUUCCAGCUGAAAUCAGAAAGAAGUUACCACAUUUUCUAUCAGAUUACAUGCAACAAAAAGCCUGAACUUAUUGAAAUGUUACUCAUUACCAACAAUCCCUACGACUUUCAUUUUGUUAGCCAAGGUGAGAUUUCUGUGGCCAGUAUUGAUGAUGGUGAGGAACUGAUGGCUACUGAUGAAGCCAUCGACAUUUUGGGCUUUACAGCUGAUGAGAAAGUCGGCAUUUAUAAACUCACUGGUGCAGUAAUGCACUAUGGGAAUCUAAAGUUCAAGCAGAAGCAACGAGAGGAACAAGCUGAGCCUGAUGGCACAGAAGUGGCUGACAAGACUGCUUACCUGAUGGGUCUCAACUCUGCUGAGCUGCUGAAAGCUCUGUGUUAUCCACGAGUAAAAGUUGGCAAUGAAUAUGUGACAAAGGGCCAAACCGUGCAGCAGGUGAACAAUUCUGUUGGUGCCCUUGCAAAAUCAGUCUAUGAGAAAAUGUUCUUGUGGAUGGUGUUGCGUAUCAAUCAGCAGCUGGAUACAAGACAACCCAGGCAAUAUUUUAUUGGUGUGCUGGAUAUCGCUGGCUUUGAAAUUUUUAAUUUCAACAGCUUGGAGCAGUUAUGUAUCAACUUCACAAAUGAGAAACUGCAGCAGUUCUUCAACCACCACAUGUUUGUUCUGGAACAAGAGGAGUACAAGAAGGAAGGAAUUGAAUGGGAAUUCAUUGACUUUGGUAUGGAUCUGGCUGCUUGCAUUGAACUCAUUGAGAAGCCCAUGGGGAUCUUUUCAAUCCUGGAAGAGGAGUGUAUGUUCCCCAAGGCCACAGACAUUACUUUUAAGAAUAAACUGUACGAUCAGCAUAUUGGAAAGACAAGCAAUUUCCAGAAACCCAAGCCUGGCAAAGGGAAGGCUGAAGCUCACUUUGCUUUGAUUCAUUAUGCUGGCACAGUAGAUUAUAAUGUUAAUGGAUGGUUGGAAAAGAACAAAGAUCCACUCAAUGAAACAGUUAUUACACUGUACCAAAAGGCUGCACUGAAACUCUUGCAAACACUUUACAGUUCUCAUACUAAAGAAGCUGAAAAUAGUGGCAAGAAAGGAGGGAAAAAGAAGGGUUCGUCUUUCCAAACUGUAUCUGCACUUUUUAGGGAAAAUCUGAACAAGUUAAUGACUAACUUAAGGUCCACUCACCCACAUUUUGUGAGAUGUUUAAUUCCCAAUGAGACAAAGACACCAGGUGCCAUGGAUAAUCACCUAGUUAUGCACCAACUUAGAUGUAAUGGGGUGCUGGAAGGAAUUAGAAUUUGCAGAAAAGGAUUUCCAAGUAGAAUUCUCUAUGGUGACUUUAAGCAAAGAUAUAGGAUACUGAAUGCAAGUGCAAUUCCUGAAGGACAGUUCAUUGACAGUAAGAAGGCAUCAGAAAAACUCCUGAAUUCCAUCGAUAUUGAUCGUACACAAUAUAAGUUUGGUCAUACCAAGGUAUUUUUCAAAGCUGGUCUUCUGGGUACUCUUGAAGAGAUGAGAGAUGAAAGAUUGGCAAUACUUGUAACUCGCAUACAAGCCGUCAGCCGUGGAGUACUCAUGAGGAUUGAAUUCAAGCGGAUGAUGGAGAGAAGGGAAGCGAUAUUUACCUUGCAAUACAACAUUCGAGCAUUCAUGAAUGUCAAACACUGGCCAUGGAUGAAACUCUUCUUCAAAAUCAAACCUCUUCUAAAGAGUGCGGAAUCUGAAAAGGAAAUGCAGAACAUGAAAGAGGAAUUUGAGAAAACUAAGGAGUUACUCGCCAAAUCAGAAGCACGGAGGAAAGAACUGGAGGAAAAAAUGGUAUCUCUGGUACAGGAAAAGAAUGACCUGGCUCUUCAAGUACAGGCGGAAAGUGAAACUCUGGCAGAUGCUGAAGAAAGGUGUGAGGGGCUGAUUAAAAACAAAAUUCAGCUGGAGGCGAAACUCAAAGAAUCAAAUGAAAGGCUGGAGGAUGAAGAGGAGAUGAAUGCUGAGCUGACAGCUAAGAAAAGGAAACUGGAGGAUGAGUGCUCAGAACUGAAGAAAGAUAUUGAUGACUUGGAGCUCACCUUAGCCAAAGUUGAAAAGGAAAAACAUGCCACUGAAAAUAAGGUCAAGAACCUUACAGAGGAAAUGGCAAGCCUUGAUGAAAAUAUUAUUAAGUUAACAAAGGAAAAGAAAGCACUUCAGGAGGCCCACCAACAGACACUUGAUGAUCUGCAGGCAGAGGAAGACAAAGUCAACACUUUGACCAAAGCUAAGUCAAAGUUGGAACAGCAAGUUGAUGAUCUUGAAGGUUCCCUGGAGCAAGAAAAAAAACUACGGAUGGAUCAUGAAAGGUCCAAGCGAAAACUUGAAGGUGAUCUGAAACUAUCCCAAGAAACAAUAAUGGAUUUAGAAAAUGACAAGCAGCAAACUGAAGAGAAGCUGAAAAAGAAAGAGUUUGAAAUUAGUCAACUUCUAAGCAAGCUUGAGGAUGAGCAGGUUCUAAGCAUUCAGCUUCAAAAGAAAAUUAAAGAACUCCAGGCUCGUAUUGAGGAGCUUGAGGAAGAAAUUGAAGCUGAACGUGCCGCACGUGCUAAGACUGAGAAACAGAGAGCCGAUCUUUCUCGGGAACUUGAAGAGAUCAGUGAGCGACUGGAAGAAGCUGGUGGGGCAACUUCAGCUCAGAUUGAAAUGAACAAAAAACGAGAGGCAGAAUUUCAGAAACUGCGCCGUGACCUGGAAGAAUGCACCCUCCAGCACGAAGCCACAGCUGCUGCUCUUCGCAAGAAGCAGGCUGACAGCGUUGCAGAACUUGGGGAACAAAUCGAUAACCUGCAGCGGGUGAAGCAGAAGCUUGAGAAGGAAAAGAGUGAACUGAAGAUGGAAGUUGAUGACCUCGCCAGCAACAUGGAAUCUGUCUCGAAAUCUAAGGCAAAUUUUGAAAAGCUGUGUCGAGCCCUAGAGGACCAACUUAGUGAAACUAAAGCAAAGAAUGAUGAGAAUGGACGGUUAAUUAAUGAUUUAUCAUCCCAGAAAGCACGACUGCAGACUGAAAAUGGUGAAUAUGCACGACAAAUGGAAGAGAGAGAGUCCCUGGUUUCUCAAAUGACAAGGGGAAAGCAAGCAUUCACUCAGCAGAAUGAAGAGCUAAGGAGACAAUUGGAAGAAGAACUUAAGGCUAAGAAUGCCCUGGCCCAUGCACUUCAGUCAUCGCGCCAUGACUGUGACCUGCUCCGUGAACAAUAUGAAGAGGAGAUGGAGGCAAAGGCUGAGCUCCAGCGUGGAAUGUCCAAGGCCAACAGUGAAGUGGCUCAGUGGAGAACAAAAUAUGAAACUGAUGCAAUCCAGCGCACAGAGGAACUGGAAGAGGCCAAGAAAAAACUUGCCCAGCGACUCCAAGAGGCGGAGGAUCACAUUGAGGCAGUGAACUCAAAAUGUGCUUCAUUAGAAAAGACCAAACAGAGGCUUCACAAUGAAGUUGAAGAUCUAAUGAUCGAUGUGGAGCGAGCUAAUGCUGCUGCAGCUGCUCUUGAUAAAAAGCAGAGGAAUUUUGACAAGAUACUGGCGGACUGGAAGCAAAAAUAUGAGGAAUGUCAGUCUGAAUUAGAGGCAUCCCAGAAGGAAUCUCGUUCUUUGAGUACUGAACUCUUCAAAAUGAAGAAUGCUUAUGAGGAAUCAUUGGACCAUCUUGAAACAUUGAAAAGGGAGAACAAGAAUCUUCAACAGGAGAUCUCUGAUUUGACUGAACAACUUGGAGAAAGUGGCAAAGCCUUGCAUGAGAUUGAAAAGGCUAAGAAAUUGGCAGAGACAGAAAAGGCUGAAAUCCAGAGUGCCUUGGAAGAAGCAGAGGCAACUCUUGAACAUGAAGAAAGCAAGUUCCUUCGUAUACAACUUGAAUUAAAUCAAAUAAAAUCUGAAAUUGAUCGAAAGAUUGCAGAGAAAGAUGAGGAAAUUGAUCAAAUUAAGAGGAACAGUCAGAGAGUUGUGGAAGCACUGCAGGCAUCACUGGAGGCAGAAGUCAGAAGCAGAAAUGAUGCUCUGAGAAUCAAAAAGAAAAUGGAGGGUGAUAUGAAUGAAAUGGAGAUUCAGUUGAAUCAUGCAAACCGCCAGGCUACAGAAGCCACGAAGCAUCUCAGGAAUAUACAGGCUCAAUUUAAGGAGGCACAGAUACAUAUAGAUGAUGCUUUAAGAAGCAAUGAAGACCUUAAGGAGCAGUUGAGUUUGGCCGAACGCAGAAACAAUCUUCAGCUAGCUGAAAUAGAGGAAUUGAGAGGAGCUCUGGAACAAACAGAAAGAGUUCGCAAGCUGGCUGAACAAGAGCUGACUGAUGCCAAUCAACGUGUGCAACUUCUUCAUUCUCAGAAUACCAAUCUUAUCCACACCAAAAAGAAGCUUGAAACAGACAUAUCCCAGCUUCAGUCUGAAGUUGAAGAUGCCAUUCAGGAAGCUAGAAAUGCUGAUGAGAAGGCCAAAAAAGCAAUUACUGAUGCUGCAAUGAUGGCAGAGGAGUUGAAGAAGGAGCAGGAUACAAGUGCCCAUCUUGAGAGAAUGAAGAAGAACCUUGAUCAAACAGUGAAGGACCUGCAGCAUCGCCUGGAUGAAGCAGAACAGCUGGCCUUGAAAGGAGGAAAGAAACAGAUCCAGAAACUGGAGGCCAGGGUGCAUGAAUUGGAGGGUGAAUUUGAAGCAGAGCAGAAGCGCAGUGCUGAUGCUAUCAAAGGUGCUCGUAAAUAUGAGAGACGGAUCAAGGAGCUUACCUAUCAGUCUGAAGAGGAUAGAAAAAAUCUCUUGAGGCUGCAGGAUCUGGUCGACAAAUUACAACUGAAGGUUAAAGCCUACAAGAGGCAAACAGAGGAAACUGAGGAACAGGCUAAUGUUCACUUGUCCAAGUUUAGAAAAAUACAGCAUGAACUUGAGGAGGCUGAAGAGCGUGUGGAUAUUGCAGAAUCCCAGGUUAACAAACUCAGGGCUAAAAGUCGUGACAUCAAGAUGGUAGUCCAGUCUGAAGAGUAAUUACAAGCUUGAAGAGUUCACUGAAGAAAUUCACAGAAUGUGCAUUUCUUUGUAACUUAUUUUUGUAUAGUAAGUUGGCUUUGUUGGUAAUGCAUUAUUAAUAAAGACAGUUUCAACCUGCUGAAA